GUGUUUGGUGGACGGCGCCCUCCCAGCCCGGCCGCUGCCCGCCCGCCGGGGCGCCCAGCCAGCCUUGGCCGCGAUGUUCCGCCGCUGCUUUAAUCGCUUUUGUGCCGGGGAAGAGAAGCGAGUUGGGACGCGCACAGUGUUUGUGGGUCACCGUCCAGUGUCGGAAACGGAAGCUUACAUUGCACAAAGAUUCUGCGAUAAUAGAAUAGUGUCAUCGAAGUAUACACUUUGGAAUUUCCUCCCAAAGAAUCUCUUUGAGCAGUUCAGAAGAAUCGCCAAUUUUUAUUUUCUCAUCAUUUUCCUUGUGCAGGUCACAGUUGAUACUCCAACGAGUCCAGUCACCAGUGGGCUCCCGCUUUUCUUUGUCAUCACAGUCACGGCCAUCAAGCAGGGAUAUGAAGAUUGGCUGCGACACAGAGCUGACAAUGAGGUCAACAAGAGCACUGUUUACAUUAUUGAAAAUGCCAAGCGCGUGAGGAAAGAGAGUGAAAAAAUCAAGGUCGGUGAUGUAGUGGAGGUGCAAGCAGAUGAAACCUUUCCCUGUGACCUUAUUCUCCUCUCAUCAUGCACUAGUGAUGGGACCUGUUAUGUUACCACAGCCAGUCUGGAUGGCGAGUCUAACUGCAAGACACAUUAUGCGGUGCGUGAUACCAUCUCCCUGUGUACUGCCGAAUCCAUAGAGAAUCUCCGUGCAUCCAUCGAGUGUGAGCAGCCUCAGCCUGACCUGUACAAGUUUGUGGGGCGAAUUAGUAUCUAUAGUAAUAGUCUUGAGGCUGUUGCCAGGUCCUUGGGACCUGAAAAUCUGUUGCUGAAAGGAGCUACACUCAAAAAUACCAAGAAGAUAUAUGGAGUUGCUGUUUACACUGGGAUGGAAACUAAAAUGGCUUUGAACUACCAAGGGAAAUCUCAGAAACGUUCUGCUGUUGAAAAGUCUAUUAAUGCCUUCCUGAUUGUGUAUUUGUUUAUCUUACUGACCAAAGCUGCCAUUUGCACUACUCUAAAAUAUGUUUGGCAAAGUACCCCAUAUAAUGACGAACCUUGGUAUAACCAGAAGACCCAGAAGGAGAGGGAGACUUUAAAGGUUUUGAAGAUGUUCACUGAUUUCCUGUCUUUUAUGGUUCUGUUCAACUUUAUCAUUCCUGUCUCCAUGUAUGUCACGGUGGAAAUGCAGAAAUUUUUAGGGUCCUUCUUCAUUUCAUGGGAUAAGGACUUCUACGAUGAAGAAAUCAAUGAAGGCGCCCUGGUUAAUACAUCAGACCUCAACGAGGAACUUGGUCAAGUGGAUUAUGUAUUUACAGAUAAAACUGGAACACUCACUGAAAAUAGCAUGGAGUUCAUUGAAUGCUGCAUAGAUGGCCACAAGUACAGAGGGGUCCCUCAGGACACCGAAGGACUCUCCCAAACUGAUGGGCCCUUAACGUACUUUGACAAAGCAGAUAAGAAUCGAGAAGAGCUCUUUCUUCGUGCCUUGUGUUUAUGUCACACCGUGGAAAUCAAAACAAAUGAUGCUGUCGAUGGAACAGGACAGCGCCCCGAAUUAACCUAUGUUUCCUCUUCACCAGAUGAAAUCGCUUUGGUGAAAGGAGCGAAGAAGUAUGGAUUCACAUUUGUAGGAAUUCGGAAUGGCCGAAUGAGAGUCGAGAACCAAAGAAAAGAAAUCGAAGAGUACGAGCUGCUUCACACUUUGAACUUUGAUUCUGUCCGUCGUCGCAUGAGUGUCAUUGUGAAGAACCAAGCAGGAGAUAUACUUCUCUUCUGCAAAGGAGCGGACUCAGCGAUUUUCCCCCGGGUGCAGAAUCACGAGAUUGAGUUAACUAAAGCCCACGUGGAGCGCAAUGCAGUGGACGGAUAUCGGACCCUGUGCGUGGCCUUCAAAGAACUGGGACCCGAUGAGUAUGAAGCCAUUAACAGACAGCUCAUAGAGGCCAAAAUGGCCUUGCAGGACCGAGAGGAGAGAAUGGAAAAGGUUUUUGAUGAUAUAGAGACAAACAUGAAUUUAAUCGGAGCCACGGCCGUGGAAGACAAGCUCCAGGAUCAAGCAGCAGAGACCAUUGAAGCACUGCACGCGGCUGGCCUGAAAGUCUGGGUCCUCACAGGGGACAAGAUGGAAACUGCCAAGUCUACCUGCUACGCCUGCCGUCUCUUCCAGACCAGCACUGACCUCCUGGAACUGACGACCAAAACCGUCGAGGAAAGUGAGCGGAAGGAAGAUCGCUUGCAUGAGCUGUUGAUCGAAUAUCGGAAGAAGUUGAUGCAUGAAUUUCCUAAAAGUACCAGAAGCCUUAAAAAAGCAUGGACUGAGCACCAGGAAUAUGGUCUGAUCAUUGACGGCUCCACACUGUCGCUCAUACUAAACUCCAGUCAAGACUCUGGCUCCAACAACUACAAAACAAUUUUCCUGCAGAUUUGCAUGAAGUGCACUGCAGUGCUCUGCUGCCGGAUGGCGCCGUUACAGAAAGCCCAGAUUGUCCGAAUGGUGAAGAACUUGAAAGGCAGUCCCAUAACUUUGUCAAUAGGGGAUGGUGCUAAUGAUGUCAGCAUGAUCUUGGAAUCUCAUGUGGGAAUCGGCAUUAAAGGCAAAGAAGGUCGCCAGGCAGCGAGGAAUAGUGAUUAUUCAGUUCCAAAGUUUAAACAUCUAAAGAAAUUGCUGCUGGCUCAUGGACACCUCUAUUAUGUGAGAAUAGCACACCUUGUACAAUAUUUCUUCUAUAAGAACCUUUGUUUCAUUUUGCCUCAAUUUUUGUACCAGUUCUUCUGUGGAUUCUCACAACAGCCCCUCUAUGACGCCGCUUACCUUACUAUGUAUAACAUCUGCUUCACAUCCUUGCCCAUUCUGGCAUACAGCCUCCUGGAGCAACACAUCAAUAUUGACACACUGACCUCAGACCCCCGAUUGUAUAUGAAGAUCUCUGGCAACGCCAUGCUCCAGCUGGGCCCCUUCUUGUAUUGGACGUUUCUGGCUGCCUUUGAAGGGACGGUUUUCUUCUUCGGGACUUACUUUCUUUUUCAGACAUCGUCCUUGGAAGACAAUGCAAAGGUUUACGGAAACUGGACCUUUGGAACCAUUGUUUUUACUGUCCUGGUAUUCACUGUAACUUUAAAGCUUGCCUUGGAUACCCGAUUCUGGACAUGGAUCAAUCACUUUGUGAUCUGGGGUUCUUUAGCCUUUUAUGUAUUUUUCUCCUUCUUCUGGGGCGGAAUUAUUUGGCCUUUCCUUAAGCAGCAGAGAAUGUAUUUCGUGUUUGCUCAAAUGCUGUCAUCUGUGUCCACGUGGUUGGCCAUAAUUCUUCUAAUAUUUAUCAGCCUUUUCCCUGAGAUUCUCCUGAUAGUGCUAAAGAAUGUAAGAAGAAGAAGUGCCAGGAAUCCAAAUCUCGAGCUGCCUAUGUUAUUGUCCUACAAGCAUAUUGACAGUGGUUACAGCUAAAAAAAAAAAAAAGAAAGCGUGAAGAAACAGAUACAAAACGUUCUCAUCUCAGGAUACUUGAUAUGCAACAAACUAAACCACUCUCUUGUGUCUAGGAAUCUCAGUAAAUGUCCAUUAAAAUACCAAAUGACACUCUUUAGCAUUUGCAGUUAUUGUCAGUUGCCACCAUGGCCCACGCACUCAGUUACGAAUUACUCUGAAAGUUGAAAGCAAGAAUACUUAGAAUUUCUGGCUUUAGAUAGAAUAAAAUAAUUACCAAAUGGGUGCCUUUUUCACCCAUGAAUUCUGUGAAUGGAUUUAAACACAGUAGUAUAAAGUAGAAGUCAUGCCAUGGGAAUGAAUAGAUUUUGCUCAUGCUACUUUUUUUUGCCUGGCAGAGAAAUAGGCUGUUUGGAUCCCAUUUCUUGUUCCUGCUGAUUGAUAAUCGUAGAUUCUUUGUUUUCAAACAUCUGAAAGGAAUACUUGAAAAUACAAGAGGACUCAGAGAUACCAGUACAUCAGAGUUAAACCUUUCUGUUCACCCAUGAGCUAAUUUUUUUCUUGAUCGAAUAGCCUAGCCAUAAAAAAAUACCUGAACACUUACAUGGAAAAGUAUUAAUUCAGAAUAUUUUUGUGAGACUUCCCCCCCCCCAAAAAAAAUUGUAUUUUAUUUUUCUUAUUCUGAACUAAAUCCCAUAUUAUAAGCACUGAGGGCUCUGGAAUUUACAAGUCAACUAUUUUCAAUCAUUAAUAACUCUUCCAAAUAGUGAAGAGAUAACUGAUAUGUGCAAAUAUAAGUUCAACUGGGAUCAGAGAUGAAGGGCGGAGUGGGGAGGAGUGAAACCAGUUUCCCCAAAACAAACACUAUUUAGGGCAUCAGUGCUCUGUGGGGGUUUGGUGAAGUGGCUGGGUUGCGGGGAGCAGCCUAAUGGCAAAAGUGGCAAAACUCCCAUUUGAUGGAGUUAGCCUUUGUGACUCUGCAGCCGCUGGGUGGGGAAGGACUGUGUUCUGGCCCGAGAUGGUAAACCCAGAGCAGGGCCUUGGCGUAGAGCUUGAAUGUUAUCUCUCCGAGGAAACUUGGCUAAGGGUGAUGCUCAAACCCUUCAACCAUAUGAUUCACUUGGGUAAAAUCUUCAAUGUAUGGUUCAGGAGGAGGUCAUCACCUCCAAAGGCUUCCACGUUUUUUUUCUUAAAAAAAUCCAAAUAUGUUUCCUCAUUGUUAAAAUAAAAUCUGUGGCUCUAAAUGACUCCAUCUGACUACUAGAUGGAAAUGGUCUUUUCCUCUCAUUCUCCAUGUCAGGUUGUCUUCCUGGCAUGCCUGUACUAUUUUUAGUGUUUCUGUUGUACUUUGAUUUGAGGAAGUAUUGAAAUCAGUCUAUGCCAGUAUAUUUAUAUAGUCCGUAUGGCACAUUUGAUUCUUCAUGUACAUUAUGUGUUUACCGUUCAGCUGUAAUUUUCCUUACAUUCUAGAAGUGACAAGAUCUUGCUUGUCGGCGACCAUUCCAUUCUUGACUGACUGACUGACUCCCCGGGAUGUUGGUGUGUCCUCCUGUGUCAGUAUUAUUUUUGAGUGGAUUGUCAGAAAUCCUUCCCAGCUUACGGAAGGAAGUAUGCUGUGUUCUGCUUGCCUGUAUGGGAGGAAUUGUGCUAGAAACAGUGUCUUUGCCUAGUCCAAAGAGCUACAGAAGCAAAAAUCAGACCCAGGAAAGCUUUCUAGUGUGUCGUUAUUGUUCUUAAUGAUUGUUGCUCUAUUUUUAUUGUUGUUCGAUGUGAAAACUACAGGGACUGUGAAUACCGAGAGAGCCAGGGGUGGGGAUAGACUUGUUUACUGCAGAAUCAUUGGCGCUUUGGCAUAAUCACACUAUCCAGACUAGUGGAAAUACAUUAACUGGUGGCAGGUAAAAUUCCUCAUGGCUAGAAAGUCAGAUGAGUACAGCAGAUUUAGAGCCAUUUCUUAGCUAUCCACUCCACUUCAGUUCAGAUUCUUAGUGGCAGUGGUAUCGAGCCCUAGAUCCUUCAGAAAGAUUUGACUUUCAUGUUUUAUGAAUGAGCAAAUAAAAAAAAGUGGGGUUGGCACAUGGAAAAAAUUGAAGUAAGCCAUUGAAGUAAGUCCAUUCCUAGUACUACAGUCAAAUCUCCUUGGAUGAUGCCAGAGGGAGGUCAGUGUAAUAAUGGGAUCAUAUUUGCCUGUCACUUGAAUAAUUUGAAAUUUCAAGUCGUUCUUACCAUUUCUCCAAAUACUGUCCAUUGUUUGAGGAUGUUGCCUAUCAAACUGAAAACAUCAGUUCCACAUCUACCACAUAGACACCAGCAACGAUGUAAAUGUAAGCCUAAAUUUGCAAAUUCAUAAUAACUUAGUGAUGGAAUUUUUUAAUAACAUGCAGUAUAUAAUUGUGCAGAUUUUAUGCAAGUGUUGACAAAUCAUUUUUCAGCUUAAAAUGGAACUGCAAUAUUACAUUUUUCACUUAAGCAAUUUUUUACAUCUCGUUGCUUUCUAUAAUGAAUGUGAAUGCCAUCUUUUAUGAAUGCAACUUGCCUUUUUCAUUACAGAAAUUUUUGUUUGAUGUAAUCAAUAAACUUUGGUAUGAUAUGAUUGA
Molecule: messenger RNA, 6000 nt
Organism: Suncus etruscus (white-toothed pygmy shrew)
Lineage: Eukaryota; Metazoa; Chordata; Mammalia; Eulipotyphla; Soricidae
Gene: ATP11C
Product: ATPase phospholipid transporting 11C
Exons: 29
Coding region: 74-3424 (1116 amino acids)
Biological process (GO): phospholipid translocation
Cellular component (GO): recycling endosome; trans-Golgi network; plasma membrane
Molecular function (GO): ATPase-coupled intramembrane lipid carrier activity; magnesium ion binding; ATP hydrolysis activity
Source: RefSeq, a predicted model, not a curated record